GUGUGUUCACAUUGUAUACAUCAUUAUGCAGGCGGCCAUCCAGCCGGUGAGAACGGGAAAAUGAAAUCGCCGGUGAAACUUUCCCUCUGGUGGGUGGCGAUAUGGGCUACAGCUGCGAUGCCAGGCGUGCAGAAUGAAGGCAAUCGUAACGCAACUGUGUAUUGGGAUGCAGUACAGAAGCUGAUGUUUGUGAAGGAGGGAGUGAUGGACAAAAACGGAGCUGCCUAUGGCUAUUUUAAUGACACCUUGAUACACUCUGGCUGGGGUGUGCUGGAGGUACAAGCUGGCUACGGGCCCAAGCUGCCUAAUGUCGAGAACGUCAUGUUUGCUGCUGGCUACUUGGAGGGCUACCUCACAGCACAAAAGAUGUCCAUUCACUACAGCAACAUGUACCCCCAGCUGAUAACGGACCCCAGCAUUAUUGGCCCAGUGACUGACUUCAUGAGUAAACAGGACACUUGGGCACGGGAGCAGGUCAAGGAGAAAAAGGCCACAGACCCCCUCUGGCGCCACGUGGGCUAUGUCUUGGCUCAGCUGGAUGGAAUGCAGGCUGGAGCUGCAGAGUGGGCAAAGCGUAACAGGACAAAGGCCCUGUCUUUGUUUCAAGUUCAGUUCCUCAACUCUAUGGGGGAUCUCCUUGAUCUGAUACCCAUGCUGACUGGCACAGGUCAGACAGUGCUGCGCUCUGACAGCUGGACAAAGAACAGACAAGCCAUGGGCCACUGCUCUGCUCUCAUCAAGGUGCUUCCUGGGUUUGAAAAUGUCCUAAUUGCACAUUCCAGUUGGUUUGUCUAUGCAGCCACCAAUCGGAUCUACAAGCACUGGGAUUUCAAACUGAAUGAUUCGAGCACAACAUCGGGAAAAAUGUCUUUCAGUAGUUACCCAGGAUUUCUGGAGUCUCUGGAUGAUUUUUACCUGCUGGGCAGCGGACUGGUGAUGACUCAGACAACAAACAACAUAUUCAAUCGUGACCUGUAUAAACUGGUGACACCCCAGUCGCUACUGGCCUGGCAACGAGUCCGGGUAGCCAACAUGAUGGCUCGGGGAGGAGAGGACUGGGGGAGAAUCUUUACAAAAUUCAACUCUGGAACAUAUAAUAACCAGUACAUGAUACUGGAUCUGAACAAAAUUGAGCUAAAAAGAUGGAUUGAACCCGGUGCACUCUAUGUGGUGGAACAAAUCCCGGGCGUGGUGGAGUUUUCUGACCAGACUGACAUCUUGCGAAAGGGUUAUUGGCCUUCCUAUAAUGUGCCAUUCCACAAGAAGAUAUACAAUGAGAGUGGCUACCCUGUCAUGUGGGAGCAGUACGGGGAUGAUUUCUCCUACGACUUAUGUCCUCGUGCUAAAAUCUUCCGCCGAGAUCAAAACAGAGUGAAUGACAUUGUUUCAUUGAAACGCAUCAUGAGAUAUAACAAUUACACCAAAGAUCCAUACUCGGAGGGUAAUCCAUGCAAAACGAUUUGCUGCCGAGAAGAUCUUCAAUCAGAGCAGCCCAGCCCUGGAGGAUGCUACGACACAAAGGUAACUGAUUACCACGCAGCCAAAAUGUUCUUAGCAGAGGCCAUCAAUGGACCCACAGUUCAAGGCAACCUGCCAGUAUUCAGCUGGAUGACCUUCAAUAGCACGUUACAUGUUGGCCUGCCACCCACCUAUAAAUUCAAAUUUGAAACAAUGAAGCCAACUUUAUUCAAGCCUUAAGGCAUGGAAGCUUCACUUAUGGAACCCACAAGGAAGAAAAAAGAUAUUCAAACACCGUACAAAAAUCAUCCCAUCCUUGAACUACAGUCAUGUGAAAAAGGUAAGUAUACCCCAUGGAAAUCGUUGACUUUUCAAUAUAUUUGAACAGGCAAACAUCUGAUCUUUGCGCAGAUAAAGGUGAUAUACUUGAAUAAAAACACAAAGAAAGCUGACCUUUUCAAAUCAAUUCAAUAACAAUAUAAAAUGUAAGUCCACCCUUGGCUUCAGAAGCUGAUAUUGCCCCCUUUAGCAGAAAUAACUUGUUGUAGGCAUUUGCACAGCUGUCCACCACUCUUUAACAUCAACUGGAUGAAAGUUUUGACCCCAUGCAAAAUUCCUUCAGUUGUAAGAUGUUUGUGGGUUUCCUUAUGUGUACUGCCCAUCUGAAAUCCCUCCAACAACUUCCAAUGGGGUCAAAACCAGCGCUUUGUUUUGGUCAGUCCAUAAUCCUACUGACCAAUCCUCCUUCAUUUCAAGUCACUCCUUGGUAGACUUGCUAGUGUGCAUGAUUUAUCGUUUUUAAAGAUCCAUUUCUGAUUCCACUUCAGCUUUUGAAAAGAUGGUCUCAUAUUCCUUUGAAGUACACUUCUGAUGUGACGCAGAAUUCACAGUUAACUUGAUGACACAAAGCUUCUCAGGUCCUGAAAUAACUAUGCGUCCCCAAACCAAAAUAUAUCCACCACCAUGCUUCAUUGCAGGUAUGAGGUUCCAUUCCAGAAAUGCUGUGUUUGGUUUGUGCCAAGCAUUUCUACUGUGACUGUGCCUAACCAACUCUAACUUUGAUUCUUCUGUCAUUUUUCCAGAAUUCCUGGAUGUUCAAUGGCAAACUGUAGUCUGACAUUCUUGUUGGACACCAACGGCGUUUUCCUGGCACACCUCGCUCGCAGGUCAAAUCUGUGCAGUCUCUUCCUGAUUGAAGAUGCAUGCACUUUGACACCAAUGUUUUGCAGGAGUUAUACCUGCAGAUCCUGCAAGGGGGGUUCUUGGAGACUUCUUUUACUAUACAUCCAUUAUCCAACCCGCUACAUCCUAACUACAGGGUCACGGGGGUCUGCUGGAGCCAAUCCCAGCUAACACAGGGCGCAAGGCAGGAAACAAACCCCGGGCAGGGUGCCAGCCCACCGCAGGGUAUUCUUUUAGUAUUCAACAGUCAACUCUUGGGCUGAAUUUGCUGGGUCGGAAAGCGGGGCUGUCUUAAUGCAUGGGCUUUCUGGGAAGUUUCCUGGGGGGCCUAGGGUGACCAGAUGUCCUCCAAAAGGAGGACAUGUCAUCUUUUUUAACAUGGUUUCCUCCAUCAUCCAGGCAUUCCAAAAAUUCAUCAAAAUGUCCUCCUUUCACAGAAUCAUGAACAGAGUUGACUGUUUUUGACUAAUUACAUAUGAUAUGUACUGAGAAUGAGCAGCCUUCGGCCAUUCUCCAUUCAUCGGCGUCACCUCGUGACAUUACGUUACAUUAUUACGUUAUCAAUAAUUGUAACAUCAAGAAGCGGCAACACUGUUUUAUAUUCUAUUUCCGCCCAACGGCACAACGGACAUCGGUUAGCGGUUGAUUGGAGUUGGAAAAUAUAUUUAGUAAUUUUGGUCCUCCUUUAUAGCUGAGCGCAUCUGGUCACCCUAGGGGGGCCCUAUGGUAAACCUUAUAUAUGUUGUAACUUGCUGAGUGGUUGUGUAGGUAGGGGCUCCAGUGCACUGCUUUGCCUGGUGGCCCAGAAAGUCCCAGAAAAAUCAGUAAUAGUUUGAAAUCCACACCGCUUGUAGAUGGUUUUCCUCACAGUGGAAUAAUUUGGUGGUCUUUCUUAAUCCCUUGCCAGACUCGUAGGCAUCCACAACCAUAUUUCUGUUGGCAUGAUGACACCACACACAUCAAUAGCAAAGAGAACACCAGACCCUCGAUAUCUGUGUGUCCACCUGCAUACUCCCUAAGGAGGUUCUAAUCAUUGGCACCGCAUCUAGAAUACCAAAUUCUAAGUUUUUGGAUAUCAAGUCGUGAUAAAUGAAGGGAAAUCAGCAUGUUUGUUAAAUUUCGAUUAAGAAUGAAUACGCCAGGUUAAUUUGAUGUGUUUCUUGUUGAAGUCCGAGGGACAUUCAAAACGUUUCUGCACUUUUUUUAAACUCUAAUUAUUAAGAAUUUCAAAAACAAAUUACGAGCACUUUUCUACAUAGUCGCCUUCAUUUGCGAUGCAGUUUUCCCAGUGUCACACCAACGUUUUAAUGCCCAAUUUCUACUCCUCCCGACUUCACCUUUUCCAACGAAAUUAUAAAAGUGCGGAAACUUUUUGAACCUUCCUAUCUCACCUUUAUCUGUAGCUACUCUCUGGAUGGAGUUCUAAUGUUUGCCUGUUCAAAUAUGUUGAAAAAGUCAAACUUCCAUGGUAUACACUUACUUUUUUUUUUUUUAAACACAACUGUAUGCAAUUUCUACAAAAUGCGAUUGUUUAAAAUAGGCGACGCUUUGCUCUCUGCGUAGCCGGCAGUGCAGAGAAAGUAAUGAGUGAUACGGAGCUCGGACAGAAGCCUACAGCUUUUUAAUUUCUCUGUUUAGUAUGGAUAAUUUUGCUGGAGAGCUUUUCUAUUUUUAUACAAUUUCUCUUACGGGGCCAGUAGUUAAUGGAGAUUUUGGAGACUGAAAGGCUAGUAUAAAUGUAGACGUCUGUUCUUUUUUCUGAUGAGGCACAAAAUUGUAAAAUUUUGAACAGUGAGAUGAAAAUCUUCUACAAGAUCUAUGAGUAGAAUUUUUUUCUUAAAAAAAAAGAGAAUCAAGUGUUUCCCAUUGAAUGUACAGUAAUGCGACACUGUUUAUACAGUAGUACUUUAUAUAAAGGUUUUCUAUAUCUCUGUAAUGAAUCUGCCAAUCAGCAAGCUCCAUGUACGGGUCAUUUUUGUAAAUGGACUUGCUGUAUUUGGAGAAAGCCGUGAAAGGGAAUGAGAAUGGAUCACGUUUUUCACAUGUUGUCAUGUUGUGGUCUUGUACUAAAAUUAUUUUACGUUUUCCCUCUUCAAGCAACACUCAAAACCCCAGAAUGACAAAGCGAAAACAGGAUUUUAGGAUUUUUGCAAAUGGGAAAUAUCCCAUUGACGUAAAUAUUCAGAGCCUUUUCUAGGACACUUAACAUCUGGCUCAGGAGCAUUCCAUUCUAUUGAUUACGGUUCAGAUGUUUCUAUAGCUUGCUUGAAAUCCACCUUUGGUCAAUUCAAGUGAUUGGACAGGAUUAACGCUCUGGUUCAGGCACAUCCCAUUUUUUUGGUCAUGGUUGAGAUGUUUCUACAGCUGGUUUGGAGUCCACCUGUGGACAAUUCAAUUUGUUGGACAGGAUUAAGACACACGCAAAAGCAAAGCCAUCAGUUUGAAGGAACUGUCAGCAGAUCUUAGAAACAGGAUUUUGUCAAGGCACAGAUCUGGGAAAAUCUACAAAGCAUUUCUACACCAUGGAGCAUAAUGGUCUCCAUAAUCCUUACAUGGAACAGCCAUGACUCUUCCUAGAGCUGAUGGUCAAACUGAACAAUCAUAAGAGAAGGUAAGAGAGAUGACAAGAUCUCCAUGGUCACUCUGGCUGAGCUCCAGGGAACCUGUGUACAGAUGGGAGAAAUGUGCAUAAGGAUAACCAUCACAGCAACACUCCACCAGUCUGGAUUUUAAGGCACAUUGGCCAAAUGGAAAACUCUCUUAGGUAAAACACACCUGGAAGCUUGCUGGGAGUUCUCAAAAAGGCAUUUAAAGCACUCUCAGACUGCGACAAGCAAGAUUCUCUGGUUUGAUGAAACCAAGAUUAGCAUCAAGUUUUGAGGCGACAUGGUACCUCUCUUCACGUGUGCAAUACCAUUCUAACAGUGAGGCAUGGUGGCAGCAACAUCAUGCUGUUGGAUUGCUUUUCAGUGGCAGGUACUGGGAGACUAGUUACGGUUGAGGGAAUGCUGAAUGGAACAAAGAACCAAAAUAUCCUUAAUGAAAACCUGAUCCAGAGUGGCACGGGCCUUAGACUGGGCAGAAGGUUAAUCUUCCAACAGGACAAUGACCUCAAUGGGCACAAAGCAAAGACACAGGGAACAACUCUAGGAAAGUCCUUAAGUUGCCAAGACUUGAACCCAAUCAAACGUCUCUGGAAAAACAGCUGUCCAUCGACCGUCUACAUCCAACCUGAUAGAGCUUGAGAGGAUAAUACAGAGAAGAAGAAUAUCUCCAAAUCCAGAAGUGCAAAGCUUGUCACGUCACACCCAAGACUUCAGGCUAUAAUGGUUGCCAAAGGUGCUUCGUCUAGGUACUGAGUAAAGGGUCUGAAUACUGUAUGUCAUGGGGAUAUUUCAGUUUUAUCUCUAUUAUAAUAAAAUAAUCUUG
Polypterus senegalus (gray bichir) is the source of this 6069-nucleotide messenger RNA. Its product is annotated as phospholipase B-like 1. Lineage: Eukaryota; Metazoa; Chordata; Cladistia; Polypteriformes; Polypteridae. Gene Ontology annotation, molecular function: glycerophospholipase activity. The transcript has 11 exons. Gene Ontology annotation, cellular component: extracellular region. The record is from RefSeq and is a predicted model, not a curated record. Bases 61 to 1698 code for a protein of 545 amino acids. Gene Ontology annotation, biological process: phospholipid catabolic process.